AUACAAAACAAACACGAAAAUUGUUUCAAGAUUUCAAACUAGUUUUAUUUGGACCUUUUUUUUAACAAAGAAAACAUUUUGGUUGACAGUAGGAUCCUAUCGAUUUGCUAUUGGUCAGUUACAGGCGAGUCCCUUAGUGAAUAUAAUUAUCUUAGCUUGACCCGGAGUGACUAUUUUGAUCGAAGCUAGAGCAGCUUUUGUAGACAGAUGUACAUUCUUUUGUAGAUUAAGUACUAUUUUUUCUAAAAAGCUAGUAUGAUGUGUUUAUGAAGUAUUUUGUUCACCUGUGUUGAAGAAUAGCAUGCGGAUUUAAUUUCUUGUUUUUAAGGAAGAAAAACAUCAUUUGCAUUUAACAAGACGAUGCGAUAUUUUGAGAAGAUUCUUGAGGCUUUCUGUACAAAAGGUUGUAAAAAGUGUUGUGAUUGCUGUUUCCAGGAUGAUAAAAAGGAAAACAAGAUUGAGAUACGACAUUCUUUCCGUGAUUCCAUAUUGGAUUCUACCAGUAGUAACGCGGAAAGUCUGAGAAGUUUCCGUGAAAGAAACGACUCCGAAAACUCCCGAACAGAUUCCGUGUCAUCUUCGGGAACCCUUGAUUAUAAGAGAUACCACACGACGCCAAUUAUUGACAUGAAACCCAUUGAGUUUUGGACGGCGAAUAGAGAAAAUGUCCAGCCAAAGACAAAGCGACGACUACCCAGUGAAAGUGAAAUAAGCGUGGAAAAUUUCCAAAGAGAUUUGUAUGAGAUUUUACCGGAAGAAUCGCCAUGUUUGACUGACGAGCAGAAAUUGGCACAGUAUCAAUUGGGUCAAAUUCAUUUUGGACUUCAAUAUGAAGUUUCCUCGAAGACUUUAGUAGUUAAGAUUAUCGAGGCUAAAGAUUUACCGCCGCCAUAUUGUUUAGACGAGAACAAACAGGACAUGUCUCAUUCUAACCCUUACUGUAAAAUAUCGCUUCUACCUGAUCAGAAGAAUUCCCAACAGACGACAGUUCAGAGAAAAACACAAGAUCCUAUGUGGAACGAAUAUUUCUCGUUCGAAGUUUCGUAUAAAGAGGUUCAAAUGAGAACGUUAGAGAUUUUAGUAAAAGACUUUGAUAAAUAUUCGCGCCACUGUGUUAUAGGACAGAUUUAUCUCCCCCUGAAUAGUGUUAAUUUGAUUAAAGGUGGUCAUAUGUGGAAACCAUUGAUACCCGGAAGUCCGGAACGUCAGGAUCUUGGGGAAAUCUUACUCUCCCUAAAUUACCUACCCAGUGCUGGUAGACUCAAUGUUGAUAUUAUCAAAGGGAAACAACUCUUACAGUCUGAAUUAGUUGGAGGUGCAGAUCCACUUGUUAAAGUUACUUUGAUACAUUUUGAGAAACCAAUCAAAACAAAGAAGACAUCUAUAAAAAGGAACACAAUAGAUCCGGUAUUUAAUGAAUCAAUCAGUUUUAAUAUAACUCCACAACAACUUGAAAACACCAGCCUCGUCAUCAGUGUAUGGCAUCAUCCAUCAAAGAGCAAGGAUGAGUUUGUUGGUAGAAUUGUUAUCGGCAAAUAUGGCACAGGUCCGCACGAAUUCACUCAUUGGGCAAGAAUGCUCCAGGCCCAAAGGUCACCUGUGGCGCAGUGGCAUUCACUGCGCUUGCGUCAAGAGUGUGACCAAGUAUCGCCUGCGUCGAUUGCCGUCCAGUAGGAGCUGGUUAUUUCUGCAGUUAAUGGUUAUCAAAUCAUAUAAUUCCUAUCGAGAGAGAGAGAGGGGGAAGAAUUCUGCAUUCUUACGUAACUGCUGAAAAUGGCUGAGGUGGCGACUGUACUGUUCGUUCAUAUAUUGCUUUAAUAAUAUGAAAUGCAACAAUUUAUAUACAGAAGUCUUUUCAGGUACCUUAUUAAUAGAAGGAUUUAAAUAUAUGUAAAGAAACAUAUUGACGAACAAAAAUAACUCAGUUAUUUAAAUGAUAUCAUAACACUACGACAACAACAACAACAUGUAAACACAAUAUAAAGAUCUGGAAACGAAUACUAAAAGUUACGACCCUUACGAAUCUGAUAAAUUUGCUUCGAUAGGUUCGACUUUGGAUGAUUAUAUCUUUGCACUACCUACUUUAAAAAAAAAAUCAUUCGAAAAAAGUAGAGCUUUAAAUCAUAGUAGGCAAAAAUAAUUCCAAAAAAGGGAGAGAACUCUUUUGUCAUUAGAAUUUUAAUUAAGUAUUUUUAAAUAAAAAAAUACAACUCUCAUUGGACAUAAUAUAGCAAUAAUGAUAUUAUGAACCCCGAAUUUAAAAACAACAGAAGAUAGAAAGAAGGUCGCGUAGUAAAUUAAGGAAUAUAUUUCUUGUUAUUGGUUAUUGUUAUCGAGAGAAUGACAGAAGAAUGAAUGGAAGUAUGAUUGCUUUGGAAAAGAAAAACGUAUCUACCCAAAGGGUAAACUCAUUUGCAAAUAUAGAUAUAAAAUAGAUACUGAUGUAAAUAGAAAUAAUAAUUCGUGGCUUUUGUAAUAUGUCACAUAAUUAUUUUCUUAAAUGUAUAGGUUUUUCAAAAAUAAAUGUAAUUUAUAUUAUACUCCAUUAUGACGGUAUAUUAUUUAAUGUUAUUAAUUGUAUAUAUAUGUAUUAGGGCUAUUAUCUUAACAUAAGAAACACGCAAAAACAUAUUUUUCAAGGCACGUGUUUGUGGAUUUGAUAUAAUUAAAGAUGUCAGUUUUAUAUAUUAUAUAGUAUACAAUUAUAUGAUUAUUCAAGGCACUUGUUUGUGGAUUGAAUACAAUUAUACAUGUCAGUUUUAUAUAUUAUACAAAUACAUUAAUGUUUUGAUAUUAGAGAUGUUUUUGUUUGUACAUUGUGAUUAUACGGAAUAUGUUUUAAUUUGAAUGUAAAUUGAUGUAUUGAAUUCUAUGUUCAGGUGUAUUUAUAUAUUAUUGUUUGUUAUUAUGAUCUGAAUUGUUAUGUAAAUUAUAAUAAACGUUGUUAUAUUGUUAUUCAAUUAUCGUAGUUAAAAGUUGAUUUUAAUAUUACAAAUAGGGCAAACACGAUUUUAAAAUUUAAUGUGAUUCUUGCUUAUUCGAGUUAAUAUAGUUCAUAUAUUCUUUAUUGUCACUCCUGGUUCUGUUUUGUGAUAAGGAAGUUAUUUGACUAAAACGAUAGACCCAAUGUCUGUUACCACUGAACUUAUAUCAUUUUGUCAAAUAAUAUACUACAGUAAUAGAAACACUAUGGAUUUCCCAUAUUAUUUAUGACUUUAAAUAUUUUCGAAUUACAUACUUCUAAAACCAAGAAGCUUUCAUUAAAGCUUAAACCAACUAAAGUCAAAUCUAGUACACCCGUUAAUCAAUCAACUGCAUUUUUUUUUUUAUAAACAAUAUGUUAUUCAUAAAACCAAUUGAAUUGGAGAACAGGCAUGACCUAUUUAACCUCUCAUCUGCAUUAACCUGAAUAUGAACAAAAAACUGGACAGUUAUCAGGUUAGAGCGAUAAGGUCAUAUAAUUCGAACUUGUUAGUUAGGACUGUAUAAUCGAUGAUCCGGCAUAUAUAUCACGAUAACAAUCGGUCAAUAAGAACGUGCUGUGAAUUAGAAAGUUUGAAUUACUAUAUUCAUACUGAUUGAAUGCGAAUUAAUAUUAGACAUCUAGGGCAGUGUGAAACAUGUGAAUUAGACCAGUAGGUCCUUGGUUUUAGAAAAAAAUGUUAAUCUGGAAAAAUUACAUACAUAGGCCUAGGAUUAUCAAAGUUAUUCGUGUACUGACAUAUUGGGCAUUGUUACUUCAUACAAACAAUUGAAAUGGUGUGAAAUUUCAGAUUUGCACGUAGUAUUAAAGGUGUAUCUCCUGUUUCAAAAUCCUUGUAUCUAAGGGAGAUGUCGGGUAGGAUGGUCAAGUGGUCUAACGCGUGCGCUUCAGAUCACCAUGUCCUCCGAUUUCCUCCCAAUGGUAAAGGCCCAAACGUGCAAUCGAAUUAUUGAACAAAAAGUACCAAAUGACCCAGUUAGUGUUGAGUGCACGUUAAACCCCCAUCUCUUAUCUCUCUCUUGUAUCUCAAAAUAAAAUCUGUUGUAUAAUAAUUAAUAAUAAGACUUGAGUUGUUAUGAUAAAGAUAUGUAUAUAUAAUAACAUGUUGUAUAUUAUUGAACUAUUGUUUUGUAUAUAAAGAUUAUUAUGUUGUAUUAUAUAUAUCUACUGUAUAUUUAUAAGAUGAAUUAUUUUGUAAAGCUUAUCAAAUUAUUAAAUAUUUAGAUUAUUUAUUUCGCCCAUUGAUUGUCAGGUCACUUUUGGUUUCUGUCAAAUUACUUUGCCACAAUUUUCCUGUUAUGUGACUUUUUUUGCCAAAAGUAUCGGUGAUUCAUAGAUGAUAAAUAUAUUUAGAUUUAAAUAAAACAAUAAAACAUU
Patella vulgata (common limpet) is the source of this 4360-nucleotide messenger RNA. RefSeq names its product synaptotagmin-17. Lineage: Eukaryota; Metazoa; Mollusca; Gastropoda; Patellidae. The record is from RefSeq and is a predicted model, not a curated record. The transcript is spliced from 4 exons. Gene Ontology annotation, molecular function: calcium-dependent phospholipid binding; calcium ion binding; clathrin binding. Gene Ontology annotation, cellular component: membrane. Gene Ontology annotation, biological process: cellular response to calcium ion; calcium-ion regulated exocytosis; regulation of dopamine secretion. The coding region runs from base 361 to 1674 and encodes 437 amino acids.